Molecule: messenger RNA, 3403 nt
Organism: Polyodon spathula (Mississippi paddlefish)
Lineage: Eukaryota; Metazoa; Chordata; Actinopteri; Acipenseriformes; Polyodontidae
Product: alpha-1,6-mannosylglycoprotein 6-beta-N-acetylglucosaminyltransferase B-like
Exons: 18
Coding region: 374-2659 (761 amino acids)
Biological process (GO): protein N-linked glycosylation
Cellular component (GO): Golgi apparatus
Molecular function (GO): alpha-1,6-mannosylglycoprotein 6-beta-N-acetylglucosaminyltransferase activity
Source: RefSeq, a predicted model, not a curated record
CCAGCACGGGACCGGAGCUCCGGAAAAAUAAUUGUGUGCAGGGGGUACAACAGGAGGAGACGCGUGGAUCGCUGUUGCAGUUGCUGUUGGGUUGAGUGGAGAGCAGAGAGCAGAGAGCAGCGAGUGUAGAGUACCUCACCUGUGGUGGAUAUUUUUCUUCUGCUUCUGCACUAGACUAGCGGGGUAGAUUGGGUACUCCCCCCCCCCCCAACCGGUACGGGUAAUAUCAGAAGAAAAACAAGUAAAGUAAAAGUUGUGGCUAAACAUUUAGCUCGUUUUUAAGGACCAUAUUAUAUUAUCAAAUCAAGAAACAUUGAGUCCUGCAAAUAAUUGACACGAGAGCGCUGAUCUGCCACGCAGACGGAAGGAUUGAAUGUGUAUAAUACCUGCAUCCUACUGGUCUGUCCGUCUGUCUUUAUCUCGGAAAAUGGUUACAGUCCCACACAUAGACGGUAAAAUAAUGUUCCGAAGGUGCCUGGUCACGUUCAAACCUUUUAGGAUCUUUGUGGUGGGGAUCGGAUUCUUCAGCCUGUGCUUCUUAAUGACGUCUCUGGGGGGGCAGUUCUCAGCCAAGCGACUGGGGGACUCUCCCUUUACCAUCCGAGCAGAAGUACUCGGGGGCCUGGAGUCCAGAGGGGUGCUGAGGAAGAUCAGCGACAUGCUUGAAGUGAUAAUGAAGCGGAUCGACACCCUCUCGAAGCGUGACAACAUGAGUGACACUCGCAUACUGGACGAGCUGAGCUCCUCCAUAGACAGGUUCCAGCCGGCCGGUCUGAUCGAGCGAAUCCAGGCGAUUGCGCAGAACGUAUCUAACAUGGCAGUGAAGGUGGAGCAGAUCCUCCAGAACAGCCUGGCUGCAGGCAGAGUUAGAGAUGGAAUAGCCAAUCGCUGUGAGGCUCCUCAAGAUCCCAAAUACCCCGAAUGCAGCAGCAAACUGGAUUGGAUGAGAGCCCGCUGGACCUCAGACCCGUGCUAUGCUUUUUAUGGGGUGGAUGGCAGCGAGUGCUCCUUCCUGAUCUACCUCAGCGAGGUGGAGUGGUUCUGCCCGCCCCUGCCCUGGAGAAACCACACCACAUCGACCACCCCCAAACCCAGGGGCAAGCGGCAGGCUGCUUUCCGCACGGAUAUCGAGGCCCUGCUGGAGCAGGUGGGCACUGGGAAGGAGUCUCUGAUCUUCAUGAAGAGGCGGAUCAGGAGGCUGGCAGGGCAGUGGGGUCAGGCUGCAAACAGACUGGGGGAGAAACUGAAGAGGAGCUGGAGGGAGAGGAAGAAGCAAGUGCCUUUAAGUGUGGUAUUUUUUCUGGGUGUGCCACCAGGACGAGGAAGCUGCCCCCUGACUGGACCGUUGCCCUUUGAUCUCAUCUACACUGAUUACCACGGGCUGCAGCAAAUGAAACAGCACAUGGGCCUGUCCUUGAAGAAGCACAAGUGCCACAUACGAGUCAUUGACACGUUUGGAACAGAGCCUGCAUACAACCACGAGGAAUACGCCAUGCUCCACGGAUACCGCACCAACUGGGGUUACUGGAACCUCCACUGCAAGCAGUACAUGACCAUGUUCCCUCACACUCCAGAUAACUCCUUCAUGGGGUUUGUGUCGGAGGAGCUGAACGGGACACAGAAGGAAUACAUUCAGAGGAACAAAGUGAACAACGUGGCUGUAGUGUAUGGGAAGGAGGCCAGCAUGUGGAAGCUUCAGGGGAAGGAGAGGUUUCUGCAGAUCCUGCAUCGCUUCAUGGAGAUCCACGGCACGGUGUACUAUGAGACUCAGCGCCCCCCGGAGGUCCCGGCCUUUGUGAAGAACCACGGACUGCUGCCCCAGAAUGAGCUACAGCAGCUCCUCCGCAGAGCCAAGCUCUUUAUCGGGUUUGGGUUUCCCUACGAAGGCCCCGCCCCUUUGGAAGCCAUAGCCAAUGGAUGCAUAUUUCUGCAGCCCAAGUUUCGCCCAUCCCACAACUCCCUAAACCACGAGUUCUUCAGAGGAAAGCCCACUUCGAGAGAGGUCUCAUCCCAGCACCCCUAUGCAGAGCAGUAUAUUGGGAGGCCCCAUGUUCUCACUGUGGACUACAACAACUCCGAGGAGUUUGAGUCUGCCAUCCGAGAGAUCAUGACAACCAAGGUGGAGCCCUACCUGCCCUAUGAGUACACAUGUGAGGGGAUGCUGGAGCGAGUACACGCCUACAUCCAGCACCAGGAUUUCUGCAACCCAGGUGUUUCCAUCGGGAACGAUUCUAAAGUCUUGCCUGGGAACAGCUCCAGUCACUUUGUCCGUUUGCCGAACUCCAGCGGCCUGACCUGGUCUGGGAGCGUGGCUGGCCCAUCCACCUGGCCCCCACUGAGUGCCAUGAGGCUGCUGCUGUCGGAGGAAGGGCAGUCCUGCAUUGAGCAGUGCCAGGACCACAGCCUGGUCUGUGAACCCACCUUCUUCCACUUCAUCAACAGCAAGGAGGCUUUCACCCAGCUCCAGAUCCAAUGCGAUGCUCUCGAGUCUGAAAUGAAUCACAUCUACCCAGCGUUCUCCUUUAGCAGGCGGGACUGCUGCCUCCAGAAGGAGCCUUUGCUGUUCAGCUGCGCCGGGUUCCACAGCAAAUUCCGGAGACUGUGCCCCUGCAGAGACUUCCGCAAGGGCCAGGUGGCGCUCUGCAGGGACUGCUUAUGAUGGAACCUCUGAGAGCAGGGCAGCCCUGCGACACGGGGCUCCUGGACAGCUCUGAACCCCUGAGAGCAGGGCAGCCCUGCGACAAGGGGCUCCUGGACAGCUCUGAACCCCUGAGAGCAGGGCAGCCCUGUGAUACAGGGCUCCAGGACAGCUCUGAACCCCUGAGAGCAGGGCAGCCCUGUGAUAAGGGGAUCCUGGACAGCUCAACUCCUGAGAGCAAGGCAGCCCUGUGACACAGGGCUCUUGGACAGCUCUGAACCCGUGAGAGCAGGAGGGUCUGCAGCUUUAUGAGACCUUCACACAACUUGACAAGCCAACCUGAAGGAAACAACAAACCUAUGAUGUCAUCACACAGCUGGUUCCUCCACCGUUUCAGUCCCAGCCCUGAGUUCCAGCAAUAUAACUAUUAAACACUAUUGAAGAUGGAUACGACUUGGGCAUGAUCAGAGCUGCACUGAUGCACACUGUCCCUGCCCACAAAGGCUAUCUGACCCUCAGGGACCCAGGCAGCUGCAGGAACCCCUCCUGGAAGCAUUACAUAGGAAACAUCACUUUUUCAUUAUCAAAGAAGGAGCACUUUGUUACUGUAAGGAAAGGGGUUGUGGUACAAUUUAACCCUUACAGGCUGAGAGAAGAUAUUUUUUGAAACUGCAUGCUGUCUCUGAAUUGAACUGAAGGAGUUGGAAUCUCGGGUUGUGCAGAACAAAAGGGAACAAAUAUUAUUAUAUAAUUUAAUUUACUUAA